Rotaria sp. Silwood1 is the source of this 591-nucleotide messenger RNA. The record is from the annotation of a GenBank genome assembly. Lineage: Eukaryota; Metazoa; Rotifera; Eurotatoria; Philodinida; Philodinidae.
AUGGAAGCUUUAAAUGAUCUUGUUAGAUCCGGCAAAGUUCGUUAUAUUGGUGCUUCUUCGAUGUAUGCUUGGCAAUUUGCUAAAGCUCAAUAUAUAGCAGAAAAAAAUGGAUGGACAAAAUUUAUUUCCAUGCAAAAUCAUUAUAAUCUUGUUUAUCGUGAAGAAGAACGUGAAAUGAAUCCACUAUGUAUUGAUCGAGGUGUUGGUCUUAUUCCAUGCUCACCACUUGCUCGUGGCUUUUUAACAGGAAAUCGAAGUAAAGCUGAUUUAUAUAAAGAAAAUAAUGAAACAACUUCAGCUACAAAACGAGCACAAACAGAUGCAUUUGGUCAUCAAUUGUAUUAUGCCGAUAGUGAUUUUGAAAUUGUUGAACGUUUAAAAACAAUAGCAGAGAAAAAACAAGUUAAACCAGCUCAACUUGCACUUGCAUGGAUUUUAUCAAAACCUGGUGUAUGUGCACCGAUUAUUGGUGCUUCAAAAAUGUAUCAACUUGAAGAAGCUGUUGCAGCAACUAGUGUUAAACUUUCCGAUGACGAAAUAAAAAGUUUAGAAGAAUUAUAUCAACCUCAUCGUGUUCUUGGUCAUCAGUAG